UGAGACAGGGGUCACUUUGUCGCUGUUAAGCAGUUAACGAUUACACACUGGAGCAACAAAGAAAAGACAAGCUGCAAUUUUCUUGCUGGGGCUGUCAAUCAGCCCGGACAUUUUAGAAGUGUUUUCACUUCAUUUUGACUUUGUAAUGUCAGCGCUCAUUUCUUUGUUAUGGUUGCGGCCAUGUUGUCAAAGUCUCAGAUGUGUGGAUGGACUUAAAAACAGCACAAUGUGGCGGACAUGCAGUGCAAGCUGGCUUCAGCUGUGUCGGCGACUCCAUGUGGACAGUCCUCCAUGUCGACCCUCUCUGACCAGUAGCUAUGUCCACGGCACCUCCACCAUCUCCCUACUCAACCAGACAGUGGGACAGAGCCUGGAAGAUGCUGCGCAGCGCUGGCCUGACCGUGAGGCCUUGGUCUUCCUGCAGAAUGGUGUUAGGAAAACGUUUGCACAGUUUCAGCAGGAUGUUAACAAGGUGGCGGCAGGUCUUCUGGCACUGGGCCUGCAGAGAGGGGACCGUCUAGGUAUUUGGGGACCCAAUACAUAUGAAUGGGUCCUCUUCCAGUUUGCUUCAGCCAAGGCGGGAAUCAUACAGGUGUCUUUGAACCCAGCCUAUCAACUGAAAGAAGUGGAGUUCACUCUUAAAAAGGUCCAGUGUAAAGCUGUGGUGUGUCCCAGCUAUUUUAAGACCCAAAGGUUCUGUGACAUGCUGCGGGAGCUCUGCCCAGAAAUUGACAUGUCACAAGCAGAGGCCAUCAAGAGCUCCAGGCUACCUGACCUCCGCAUGGUGAUUGUGACGGACAGCCGUCAGCCAGGCAUGCUGCACGUGGAUGACGUCUUCCAAGCGGCAGAGAGUCAUCACUACGGACAGCUGAUGGAGCUCCACAGCAAGAUAUCAUGCGAUGAAGCCAUUAACAUUCAGUUCACCUCUGGCACCACCGGCAAUCCAAAGGGAGUCACGCUAUCCCAUCACAACAUUGUCAAUAAUGCCUACUUCCUUGGGCUUAGAGCGGGUUACAACUGGAGACCUCGUGUGAAGGUGUGUUUGCCGGUGCCAUUGUACCAUUGCUUUGGGUCUGUGUUGGGAGGAAUGUGCAUGGCUUUGCAUGGAAUCACACUGGUCUUUCCUUCCACUGCCUAUGACAGCCAGGCCAACCUGGAGGCCAUUCACAAUGAAAGGUGCAAUUUCAUCUACGGCACUCCAACCAUGUACACAGACAUGGUCAGCCGGCAAGAUCUACAAAAGUAUGAUUUUUCAUCAGUGGAAGCUGGCAUCAUGGCAGCUUCCCCAUGUCCCCCAGAGCUUCUUGCAAAAGUGAGAGCAAACAUGAACAUGAAAGAGCUUAUGAUAGGUUAUGGCACAACUGAGAACAGCCCUGUCACAUUUCUGGGAUUCCCACUUGACAAUGACGAGCUGAAAUUGCACACUGUUGGCUGCGUCAUGCACCAUGUUGAGGCUAAAGUGGUGGAUGUCAACACUAAUGAGACAGUACCUCUGGGGAGCACAGGUGAGCUGCUAAUCCGAGGCAGCUGUGUGAUGCAUGGAUACUGGGAUGAGCAUGAGAAAACCCAAGAGGUCAUCUCCCAAGACCGCUGGUACAGGACUGGUGACAUCGCCAGUCUGACUGCGCUGGGAUACUGCCGUAUUGAGGGACGCAUAAAGGACAUGAUCAUCCGAGGAGGAGAGAACAUCUACCCUGCAGAGAUAGAGAAUUUUCUCCUCUCUCACCCCAAAGUGCAGGAUGUGCAGGUGGUUGGAGUGAAAGAUGAGAGGCUCGCAGAGCAAGUGUGUGCAGCCAUCAGACUAAAGGAAGGGCAAACAUCGACUGCAGAGGAGAUAAGAGCAUUCUGCAAAGGCCAAAUUUCCCACUUCAAAGUUCCUCACUACGUGAUCUUUGUGGACAGCUACCCCGUGACUGCAUCUGGAAAGGUCAAGAAGAACGUAUUGAAGGUGAACAUGGAAAACCAACUAGGCCUUGAAGCUUGAGGUGAUACCUUUGACAUGGAAAAGUCCUCAAGGCAGUGGAAUCAUGGAUGGAUAAAGUCACCUUUUGAUUCCUCACAUUAGAAGCACAAGUCAUGGCGUAAACACUGUUAAUCUCAAUGUUUAUUUAAUGUCAAGAUCAUUCCACAAUGGCUUUAAGCACUGUGCAUCACUGUUUAAACACAUGCCAUACAAACUUUGGAAUAAAUAAAAAGACCUUCAUGUCCAAAAGGUGGCUAAACAACCAGCCUUGCAAGCAUUGUACAGUACACACUGAGCAUAGGAACACAUUAUAAUAAAACAGGCUUUGUGCCAAAGAACACUUUGUAGCAUUAAAUAACUAUGAAACAAUUUGUCAUGGUAAAAAUGGAAAAUUGGCAA
Messenger RNA from Doryrhamphus excisus (bluestripe pipefish), 2362 nucleotides. Its product is annotated as medium-chain acyl-CoA ligase ACSF2, mitochondrial-like. Gene Ontology annotation, biological process: fatty acid metabolic process. NCBI's taxonomy places the organism in Eukaryota, Metazoa, Chordata, Actinopteri, Syngnathiformes, Syngnathidae. The record is from RefSeq and is a predicted model, not a curated record. Gene Ontology annotation, molecular function: medium-chain fatty acid-CoA ligase activity.